Symbiodinium sp. CCMP2456 is the source of this 255-nucleotide messenger RNA. Lineage: Eukaryota; Dinophyceae; Suessiales; Symbiodiniaceae. The record is from the annotation of a GenBank genome assembly.
AUGCCACACUUGUCGGGGGCACGGUUCUACUAUGGACCUAAGGGAAUCUGCGAGUUCAGCGAGUUUUUGUCGACCUUCCGGCAGCCGGACUACACCUUGGCGUACAUGCUUCACGAUGGAAGGGGAACCGUCGUGAUCAAGGAGACUUUGACUCCAACUGUCAUCGCCACCGGGAAGACCACUGAUCAUCCGCUGGACAACAUGGUGGAGUUAUUUGGCUCGCAUUUUUUCGAGCUCUUUAUGACAUCUGAAUAG